AUGCCAAGGAUAUGCAGGGGUCGCCAAAAAUUGCAGAUGGUGAAAAUGGAGAAUGAGACCAAUCUCCAAGUCACAUUCUCCAAGAGAAGGGCAGGCCUUUUCAAAAAGGCCAGCGAGCUUAGUACCCUGUGUGGUACAGAGCUCGGCCUCAUUGUCUUCUCGCCAGGCAAGAAGGCCUUUUGCUUUGGCCACCCGUCCAUCGAGAAGGUGUUGGACAAGUACGAGGGCAGAACCUCGCGUCAGCCUCUUAAUCACGAUAUGCAGCAGAUCGCUGAGGCGUGCUCCCACGCGACUACGAAUGAGCUCAACGCUGAGCUCACACAGGUGAUGGAGCGCAUCGAGCGCGAAAGGAAGCGGGGGGAAGAGCUGACCCAGUUAUUGAAGGCCAGCCAAGCGGAGUGCGGGUUGGAGGGACCAGUGGAGGAGUUGGACUUGGACAGGAUGGAGAUUCUGAGGGCUUCUCUUAUGCAGUUGAGGUCCAAAGUGGCUGAUCAGGCUAAACAGAAACUUGCUGCAGCCAAAACUGCAAACCCUCCUCACAAUCCUAAUGUUUAUGCGGGGAGCUCCUCUUCUAGUGCUGCUGCCCAAAGUGCAAACCCUGCUCACAAUAAUUUUUUUGUGGGGAGCUCCUCUUCUAGUGCUGCUGCCCAAAGUGCAAACCCUGCUCACAAUAAUUUUUUGGUGGGAAGCUCCUCUUCUAGUGCUGCUGCCCAAAGUGCAAACCCUUCUUACAAUAAUUUUUUUGUGGGGAGCUCCUCUUCUAGUGUUGCUGCCCAAAGUGCAAACCCUGCUCACAAUAAUUUUUUUGUGGGGAGCUCCUCUUCUAGUGUUGCUGCCCAAAGUGCAAACCCUGCUCACAAUAAUUUUUUUGUGGGGAGCUCUUCUUCCAGUGCUGCUGCUGGGCCUUCUGGCCUCCAAGGUUUGGCUAAUCCUGAGAUUAACAAUGUUGGGUUCAAUUUUAAUGGAAAUGAUUUUGUUAUGCAGGCUCCUGACCAGCCAAACAAUUUUGGGUUCAAUUUCGAUGGAGCUGAGUCUGUUUUGCAGGCUCCUGAUCAGCCUAACACUCUUGGCUUCAAUUUCAAUGGAGCUGAGCCUGUUAUGCAGUCUCCUCCUGAUCAGCCUAACUAUCUUGGCUUCAAUUUUAAUGGAGCUGAGCCUGUUAUGCAGGCUCCUCCUGAUCAGCCUAACUAUCUUGGCUUCAAUUUCAAUGGACCUGAUCAGCCUCACAAUCUUGGUUUCAAUUUCAAUGGACCUGAUCAGCCUAACAAUCUUGGUUUCAAUUUCAAUGGACCUCAGCCUAUUAUGCAGGCUCCUCUUGAUCAGCCUAACAAUCUUGGCUUCAAUUUCAAUGGACCUGAUCAGCCUAACAGUCUUGGCUUCAAUUUCAAUGGAGCUGAGUCUGUUAUGCAGGCUCCUCCAGACCAGCCUAACAAUGUUGGGUUCAAUGGCGAUCCUAUGUUUCUCAGUGACUGGAACCCUAAUCUUGGUGGAGGUUUUCUGUGA
This is a messenger RNA of Prunus armeniaca (apricot), 1503 nucleotides long. Lineage: Eukaryota; Viridiplantae; Streptophyta; Magnoliopsida; Rosales; Rosaceae. The record is from the annotation of a GenBank genome assembly.